CUUACUAGAAAUUGGCGAAUUACUGCCUUCUACAAGGCCUUGAUGGACGAACAAUCAAUUGCUCCAUCCCCUUCUUUAACCUAUCCUUCUACAGAGGCUUCCUUUCAAGUCCCUUUGUCACCAUUUGCUGAUCCAACAGCAUCGGCAUUAUCGUUUAAAUCUCUUCUAGAGGACCCUAUAAAUCCUUCUUUUCCAUCCUAUACACCUACUAGAACGGAAAUCACUCCUGUCUCUCUUUCUCCCAUCCCGAUUGUUCCGGUUCACGAUUUCCAGGCUUAUUUGCAUCAGAUCUCUCAUGAAUACACUCGUUACUCCAAGCAGAAGCAAACUAGCUUUCAUCGCUAUGUAGGGCGUCAUGCUAAGCGCAUCAAUUAUAACUCUGGUUCUAGUGUGCAUGAGUCACUUGCGCAUCGCAAUUCCGUGUCUACGACUCGAGGAGGUCUCGUAAGUGAGUCUUCAUAUCCAUCAUCAAACUCAGAGACCAUUACAUUUGAUCGUGAGGAGCUUCCGCCUCCUACUCCUAGCGUGGUUGAUAAUUUCCCUCUAUCUACCAUCCCAUCCAUAUAUUUCCAGGAUGAUUUCAACCUCGAUGACCCCCAGACUUUUGACAUUGCGAGUGAACAUGUCGACAUUACUCAGGCAGGAGAUGCUCAACAUGGCAGUAGAAAACUUUUGUUGAAUAACUCCAUGUUGCAAGAGAAAAUCUCUUGGUAUCUGGAUAUUGUAGAACUUCAUUUGUUGCAAGAGAUUGAGAAUGCUAGUGAUAGUUUUCCCAUUAUUAUGGAAAAUUUAAAAAAUCUAAAAAAGGAUGGAAAGAUUUGUUUACAAAAUACUCAUGGCUUUUUAGAGAAUCUCAAUCAAAUAACAAAAGCCCGUGAAGAACAACGAGAAGCUAUUUCCAUGCAGGAACGCUCUUGUUCACAGCUUCAUCAAUUAAUCCAGUCACUGUCGUUUUUGGAAUCGCUUUUUGAUUUGAGCAAUCAAACUCACCAAUCCGCCCGUGACGGUCACUUCUUAAAUGCGAUAGACGGGAUCCAUUCCAUCACUGCCCAGUUAGAGUUAAAGUCUAAGCAAGAAAGAAUUGAUUUCCAUUCUCUACCUCCUAUUGUUGAACUUUUAGAAGACCAACGCUCACUUUAUAAUACCAUAUCUCAAACUGUAAUCCAGAAAUUUCCCGAAAUCCUUAUUCAGGACAUACGCGAUUUUUCAUCCCAGAGAUCUCCGUUGGAGUUAUUGACUAUUUAUUUGAAGAAAAAUAAAAAGCUACGGGUCAACACUGAGCCUUUACCUCUCGUUACGGACUUUUCUCCAGAUUUUAUGAAAAAAUUAGAACGUUUCAUUGAUUGUCUUCUCCUUACAGAUGGUCUGCAGUCUGGAUUAACUAUAUACAAAACAUCUGUGUUUAAGGAAUUAGAGUCGUUGAUAACACAAACUUCUGCUGAAGUGAAAUCUCUUAAUGGAAAGGUCAGUCGUCAAAGUAUCAGUACUACUAACCUCUCCACGAUAAAAAAUCCUUCUUUUCAAUCCUUACCGGCUGCAUCCAAUGAAAGUCCGUCUAUUUCAGAAUUCUAUAACAUGCUCGCAAAAAUCUAUUUCGUGUCUUUGGAAUUUUUACGCCGACUGGGACAACAGCUUAAACUUCUAAUUGAUAUUUUGUCCAGAAAAGAUGAAGAACAGUAUCAUUAUUCUAUUGUUUUGAACGAUUUAAUGACAGCUAGCUCCGAAUUAAUUUUACAAAAAGUAACCAACAUAAAUAGCGCACAGUUCGCUGCUUUAGACAACUAUUCUUCUCAGGAUUGUUUAAAAUUGUUUACGUUGCAUUCCCUGUUUUAUAAUGAACUUGAAAAUUUAUGUGGCAUCACACAAAACGAUUUCAUGUCCAUUGUUAUGCAUGAACUACAGAAAUGGUUUCGAAAUCAUCAAAUAAAGAAUAUUCAACUGCUUGCUUUAGAUUAUGAAAAGGAACAUUGGGAGGCUAUUUCAGUCAGCCAGAAAGUACAGAGAUUGGCAUCUCAUAUCGACCAAUGCGCAACAAAAGUUCCAGAUGAUUGGAUCUUUUUUCAAGAACCGAGUGCAGAUGACAUGAAACGUUCAGAAGAGGAAGGAGAGUCAGCAUUGUCGGAACACUGUCUUCUUCAAAAUCAAUCAAUUCAUAUGGUCAAUGCCUCUGUACGUUUACUUGAGACUAUGAACCAAUAUGGACAGUUAGUAUAUCAUUUCCCAAGACUCUCUCAUUAUUUGUACUAUGGCAUGAUAGACCUUUUGCGAACUUUAAAUUCCCGAGUAUAUCAGUUAAUUCUUGGAGCUGGAACUGUACGGUCAUCAGGACUCAGUAGAGUUUUAGGUAAACAUAUUGCGUUAGCUUCACAAACGGUUACUUUAUUUCAAGCACUAUCAACUUCAAUGGUCAAGUUUCUAUCAAAAUAUUCUGGGAUUAGACAAACUCAAGAAUUGCUCAGUCUCGAGAACGAUUUUGAUUUACAUCAUGACCAGAUAACUGAGAAGUUUAUUGCUCUCAUGAAAGAAAGAUCAAACUUUUGCUGUGGUCAAAUUAUCAUAGUUACAUGGGAUAAUGAAGAGCCUCAUGAUUAUAUGAAGGAUCUCAUUAAGAACUUGGUCAAACUCUAUAAAGUUUUACACCGUUACUCUGAGCCAGAUUGCAUUCGUGUUAUUCCAAAUGUCAUAAAGAUGUUUGAAGACAGAUUGCAAUUGGAACUCACAGACCUCGCUCAGGAUCCUGCAAAAUGGAACGGUAUAAAGAAAGACUUGUCUUACUUUUAUGAUUCAAUAUCUAGCAAAUGUGGUUAUGUUGGAAGUCCGGAAGUACUCGAAAAGUUUGAGCGUGCCAUAGGGCAAAAUACCUCUGACAAUGUGACCGCAUGAAGACAGAAGAUCAAGUAAAAACUAGAAUUCUAAAAUAAGGGGGAAGUCGUUCAAUUGGCUUGAAAUUUUAUCAAUUUUUGUUCGUUUUGAUGUUUUAUGGUAUGCUAUAAUUACUCACUAAUACGUUUCCUUAGAAUCAAAGGGACUGUAAAGACCAUAAUGAAAAUGUUUAGAUUUAGUA
Schizosaccharomyces cryophilus OY26 is the source of this 3064-nucleotide messenger RNA. RefSeq names its product GARP complex subunit Vps54. Gene Ontology annotation, cellular component: GARP complex. The transcript has a single exon. Gene Ontology annotation, biological process: retrograde transport, endosome to Golgi; Golgi to vacuole transport. Lineage: Eukaryota; Fungi; Ascomycota; Schizosaccharomycetes; Schizosaccharomycetales; Schizosaccharomycetaceae. The record is from RefSeq and is a predicted model, not a curated record. The coding region runs from base 43 to 2883 and encodes 946 amino acids. Gene Ontology annotation, molecular function: syntaxin binding.